Molecule: messenger RNA, 2168 nt
Organism: Tuber melanosporum (Perigord truffle)
Lineage: Eukaryota; Fungi; Ascomycota; Pezizomycetes; Pezizales; Tuberaceae
Exons: 14
Coding region: 275-1954 (559 amino acids)
Cellular component (GO): membrane
Molecular function (GO): sucrose:proton symporter activity
Source: RefSeq, a predicted model, not a curated record
AUCCUUUACUACUUCAUCCUUGACUACAGUUCAUCAACAGAGUUCCACCGACUGACAUACAAAUUUUUCCGUCUCUCUCACUUUCUUCCCUUUAGUCUACGCCCUCUCUUUUUUUUUCAAAAGAUUACGAAGUAUCCCUAAACGGACGCAUCCCCGAAAUAAGCCCCUGGAUACCACUACCCACCGCCCCCCAGGAUCUCUAGAGCCUAAUAUCAAGACCACCGCGGCGGAUACAACUCCUUUACGGGAAUAGCUAUUCUCCAGGUUUAAGUUUAUGGCGGCGACAUGGGCGGGUGCCCCGAAGAUUAGAGGCCCAUCGGACCCGGUUCGCAUGGUGUUGUUGACUGUGUGUCUUUCCGGAGUUCAGCUUGUAUGGGGUAUCGAAAUGGCCUACUGCUCACCCUAUCUACUAUCGCUUGGCCUCACCAAAUCGCUAAUGAGCCUGGUAUGGAAUAUUGGCCCUCUUUCAGGCCUGAUAACCCAGCCGGUUGUUGGUGCCAUUGCGGAUAGGUCUCGCUCACACAAAACAGGAAGGAGACGCCCAGUUAUGGUGGUUGGAGCUACUGCUGUUGCAAUGGCGUUAAUUUCACUGGGUUGGACAAAGGAGAUCGUUGGGCUAUUCUUUUCUCCUGGAGAAACAGCAAACACGUGCACAAUUCUCCUUGCGAUUCUGUCAAUAUAUCUAGUGGAUUUUGCUAUUAAUGCCGUCCAGGCUUGUUGCAGAGCUCUCAUCGUUGAUACCCUGCCUAUUCCUCAGCAACAACACGGAAGCGCUUGGGCCAGUAGAAUGAUCGCGGUAGGAAACAUUGCUGGUUACUUUGCGGGUACAAUUGACCUUAUGUCAAUCUUCGGUGCUACUAUCGGCGAUACUCAGUUCAAACAGCUGAUGGUACUUGCAUCUAUUUCACUCAUGUCUUGCGUACUUAUAACUUGCUUUUCUGUAGAAGAGCGGGUGCUUUUAACUCGAAGGAAAUCCGAUGGAGGUUCGACCGCGCUUCAAGUUUUCGCUCUUAUCUGGAAGACAAUGUGGCAUCUCCCGACUGGGAUAUGGGAUAUGUGUGUGGUUCUUUUCUGGGCCUGGAUAGGCUGGUUUCCUUUCAUGGUCUAUAGUACGACAUUUGUAGCCGAAGUUCUUAAACGCUACGACACAGUCGCCCGGGAAAGUCUUGAGACUUCUGACGAUGCCCUUGGUGACAUUGCCAGAGUGGGAAGCAUGGCAUUGGUUCUAUUCUCUUGUGUGUCUUUGGCCGCCUCGGUUCUAUUACCCUGGGCGGUAGACUCUCCAGAAUCACGAAAGGGUGUCAAAAGGCACAUUGUACCAAUAAGCUCCUUGGAGCGGCUCUCCGAAAAGAUUGCGCCUUAUAAGCCCAACCUAGCAAACACAUGGAUAUUUGGUCAUAUUAUCUACGCAUUUCUCAUGCUUACAACAAUAUUCAUUGGGACGGUGGGCUCUGCGACAUUCUGUGUCGCGCUCAGCGGAGGGUCUUGGGCGUUAAUGACAUGGGCACCUUUUAGUAUCGUGGGUGAAGAAAUCAACAAGCUCUGUGAGUCUUCCGGAACGGUACAUCGGCCUCGCAGUGGCCCCUACGACCCUGUUGCACAAAAUGAGCUUGAUCAUGAUGUGCAAGAAAUGGAAAUGAUCAGAGCCUCGAUAUCUGCUGAUGCCGCCCCAAUAGUCGCUGAUCCAGAGGUCCAGUCACACGAGUCGAGCGAUCUUGCAGGUGUAUAUCUCGGAAUCAUGAAUGUGUUUUCAUGUCUUCCCCAAUUCGUGGGCUCUUUCAUAUCCUUCGCUGUAUUCUCCAUUCUUGAGCCAGGAAAAAGUCCUGAGUUUUCCGAAGGAGGAAGCUCUGAAGCACCGACCUAUAGGGUAAACGCCAUUGCAGUCUGUAUGGGCAUUGGAGGAAUCGCCACUCUAGUGGCGGCACACUUCACUACGAGGUUUAGGUAUCGUUGAGUUGAGGUGCCUAUUACUGGCAUCGGGACGAAUGUACUGUACAUUACUCUUUGUUUCUCUGGGCGAGGUUGUGGGAAGUAUGUUGCAACAAACUAGAAUACCCAUGGGCGUUUGGGAUAAGCUGCAAGCAGAAUAUCUAUGAUAUUCAAUCAAAUUGGCUUUCAAAGGCCUUGUAGGAGUAUGGCUAUCUUAGGGCAGGCAAGUAUAAUAUUUA